Rhineura floridana is the source of this 2082-nucleotide messenger RNA. RefSeq names its product cholinergic receptor nicotinic epsilon subunit (gene CHRNE). Gene Ontology annotation, biological process: regulation of membrane potential; monoatomic ion transmembrane transport; nervous system process. The transcript has 12 exons. The coding region runs from base 156 to 1748 and encodes 530 amino acids. The record is from RefSeq and is a predicted model, not a curated record. Gene Ontology annotation, cellular component: synapse; postsynaptic membrane; neuron projection. Lineage: Eukaryota; Metazoa; Chordata; Lepidosauria; Squamata; Rhineuridae. Gene Ontology annotation, molecular function: transmembrane signaling receptor activity; acetylcholine-gated monoatomic cation-selective channel activity.
GGGCGGCGGGGGGCUUUGAAAGCCAACACCCGGCAUGCGUGCGGGGGCCGAGCCUGCUGGACGCCCCUCCUGGGGAGCGGAGCGCGGCCUCAAAAUAACCUCCUGCCCGCCCGGCCCAGCAGGGAAAGUCUUUGCAGAGUCCGGUCGGCGCCGCCAUGGGGCUGAGCUUCUGGCUGGGGGCGCUUCUGUGCUGGGGAAUCUUCCACCUCCUGGAGGGCAACGAGGAGGCCCGCCUUUUCGACGCCCUUUUCGCCGACUACGACAAGACGGUGCGGCCGGUGGGCGAGGGCGGGGGCGCGGUGGAAGUGCAGGUCAAGCUGACCCUCACCAACCUCAUCUCCCUGCACGAGAAGGACGAGACCCUAACCACCAACGUCUGGAUUACACAACAAUGGCUCGAUUACCGGUUGAACUACAGCAGUAAAGACUUUGGGGGGAUCAGUUUGUUCCGGGUCUCCGCAGACAUGGUGUGGCUGCCAGACGUGGUCUUGGAGAACAACAUCGACGGGAAAUUUGAGGUGGCCUAUUUUGCCAACGUCCUGAUCUCUCCUGGGGGAGUCAUAGCUUGGAUCCCCCCAGCCAUCUUCAGCAGCAGCUGCUCCAUUGAGGUCACCUUCUUCCCCUUUGACUGGCAGAACUGCUCACUCGUCUUCCGGUCUCAAACAUACAAUGCCAAAGAAGUGGAGCUUAAAUAUGGGCGUGACGAUGUUACAGGAGAAAUUCUAAAGAAGAUCGUGAUUGACCCGGCAGCCUUCACAGAGAAUGGCGAGUGGGCCAUCAAACAUCUCCCGGCCCGCCAGUCCUUGGCCCCGAUGUCUGGGCUAGAGGCUCCCGGCUUUUCUGAGCUCCACUUCUUCCUCAUCAUCCAGCGCAAGCCCCUCUUCUACGUGAUCAACCUCAUUGCCCCCUGCGUCCUCAUUUCCUCCUUGCUGGUACUGGUCUAUUUCUUGCCUGCCCAAGCUGGAGGGCAAAAGUGCAUCGCCAGCAUUUCGGUGCUGCUGGCCCAGACGGUCUUCCUCUUUCUGAUCGCAAAGAAGGUUCCAGAGACCUCACUCGGCAUACCCCUCAUUGGCAAGUACCUGCUCUUUGUGAUGGUGGUGGCCACCCUGAUUGUCAUGAAUUGCGUCAUCGUGCUGAAUGUCUCUCUGCGCAGCCCCAACACCCACAGCAUGUCAGAGCAACUCAAGCACGUGAGGAGGGGGACACAGCAAGGGGGGGUCUGUCACCUGUUAAAGGAGGCAGAGGAGGUAUUCUUGGAGGUCCUCCCACGGUACCUGGGCUCCAGCUUAGAACCAGCAGGCGAUGACCCCUGGGACGCCCCACGCCCACGGCGACGCAGCUCCUUUGGGGUGAUGCUGAAGGCAGAAGAGUACAUCCUGAAGAAACCAUGGAGCGAGAUCCUCUUUGAGCACCAGGGGCUGCGGCACGGACUGCAGAGGGUCCCAGGAUACAGUGCAGCUUAUGGCCUUGAUGUGGGGAUGACCAGCAGCUUGUACAAGAACCUGGCCAGCUUGGCACCGGAGAUCAAGGAGUGCGUGGAUGCCUGCAACUUCAUUGCCGAGAGCAGCAAGACCCAUAGUGCUGACAGUGCGGAGAUGGAGAACUGGGUGCUGAUUGGGCAGGUGAUAGACAAGCUCUGCUUUUGGAUCGCCAUCUUGCUCUUCACCAUCGGGACUCUUGCCAUCUUCUUCAUGGGGUACUUCAAUGCUGUGCCCGACAACCCCUUUCCUGGAGAGGAGGAACUGUAGGGCAGGCAUCGUCCUCUCUGCCUCACUGGCCAGCCCCACUGCACAUGAACAUUCACGAUGGCCCACAGGGGGCUCUUUCUCUUGACUCAUGGAACAGCCAUGGUACCCCCCCCUCAACUGGAUGGUUUUGCCCUCUGCAUCUCUUGAGUAUUGUCCCACACACACAUACAGCAGCCAUGCCUGAAUGGGUUGGCCUUCUAAGAACCAAGGAAGUUCCCCCCAGCUGGAUGUGUGAUGAGCAACCUCGGCAAGGUAACCUCAGUUCUGUGGAGUUACAAAGUCUGCACACAUCUGCAUUAGCCAGACAUGGACAAAUAAAAGAUACAUGAUCGCC